AUGAAUGAGGAACCAAUGAAUUCAAGCACCUUUGAUUAUGAUUAUAUCGGAGUGACCAGCACUACAGACUAUGUUAUUGGUGAUGCAGUACUAUGCGUUAUGGAGGAAGUCAGAAAAUUCACAAUGUUAUUUGUACCCGUCGCAUAUUCCCUCAUCUGUGUCUUUGGGCUCCUGGGGAACAUUUUAGUGGUGAUCACCUUUGCUUUCUACAAGAAAGCCAAAUCCAUGACUGACGUCUAUCUCCUUAACAUGGCCAUAGCAGACAUAUUGUUCAUCCUUACUCUCCCAUUCUGGGCUGUAAAUCAUGCUACAGGCUCAUGGAAGUUUAGCAACAUUAUGUGCAAACUGACUACAGGUAUCUAUGCCAUCAACUUUAAUUGUGGAAUGCUUCUUUUGACCUGUAUCAGCCUGGACAGGUACAUUGCAAUUGUACAGGCGACCAAGUCUUUCAGGUUUCGAACCUGGACAUUAGCAUAUAGUAAGAUGAUCUGUUUGAUGGUGUGGCUAUUUUCCAUCAUAAUCUCUAUUUCAACAUUUAUAUUCAACCAAAAAUAUACAAUACAAGGGAGGGAUGUGUGUGAAGCCAAAUACCACACAACCUCUGAGGCAGCCAAAUGGAAAAUACUCAUCUUGGUUUUCCAGCUUCUCUUUGGUUUCUUUAUCCCUUUGUUGUUCAUGAUAUUUUGCUACAUGUUCAUUGUCAAAACUUUAGUGCAGGCCCAUAAUUCUAAGAGGCAUAAAGCCAUCCGGGUGAUUAUUGUGGUGGUCCUUGUCUUUUUGGUCUGCCAAGUGCCCCAUAAUAUGGUUCUUCUUGUGGUGGCAUCCAAUAUAGGUCGGCUUCGAUCCUGUAGUGAUGAGAAGCUCAUAGCCUAUACAAGGAGUGUCACUGAAGUCCUGGCUUUCCUGCACUGCUGUCUCAACCCUGUGCUUUAUGCAUUCAUUGGACAGAAAUUUAGGAAUUACUUCCUGAAGAUCAUGAAGGACCUGUGGUGUGUGGGCAGGAAGCACAAACCAGUGGGCUUCUGCCCUAAGAUAUCUUCAGAAACCUUUAUUUCUAGACAGACUAGUGAAACCUAUGAUAAUGAGAAUGCUUCAUCUUUUACUAUGUAG
Messenger RNA from Gracilinanus agilis (Agile Gracile Mouse Opossum), 1110 nucleotides. It is a transcript of the gene CCR6, whose product is annotated as C-C motif chemokine receptor 6. NCBI's taxonomy places the organism in Eukaryota, Metazoa, Chordata, Mammalia, Didelphimorphia, Didelphidae. The record is from RefSeq and is a predicted model, not a curated record. Bases 1 to 1110 code for a protein of 369 amino acids. Gene Ontology annotation, biological process: chemotaxis; thymocyte migration; positive regulation of dendritic cell chemotaxis. Gene Ontology annotation, molecular function: C-C chemokine receptor activity. The transcript is spliced from 2 exons. Gene Ontology annotation, cellular component: membrane.